Messenger RNA from Colias croceus (clouded yellow), 864 nucleotides. It is a transcript of the gene Rpi, whose product is annotated as ribose-5-phosphate isomerase. The transcript has a single exon. Gene Ontology annotation, molecular function: ribose-5-phosphate isomerase activity. Gene Ontology annotation, biological process: D-ribose metabolic process; pentose-phosphate shunt, non-oxidative branch. Gene Ontology annotation, cellular component: intracellular membrane-bounded organelle. The coding region runs from base 1 to 795 and encodes 264 amino acids. The record is from RefSeq and is a predicted model, not a curated record. NCBI's taxonomy places the organism in Eukaryota, Metazoa, Arthropoda, Insecta, Lepidoptera, Pieridae.
AUGUUAUCAAGUCUUUUGCUAAGAGAAUUACGCACUUACUUUGGUAAAAGAGGAUACGUAACGAUAAAUCAUAGCAAUAAAACUGGGAAAAUGUCGCUCGAACAAGCUAAACAGGUGGCGGCUUAUCGUGCUGUUGAUGAAUUCGUAAAAAAAGACUGUAUUUUUGGCGUGGGAAGUGGUUCCACUGUAGUUUAUGCAGUACAGCGUCUUGCAGAAAGAGUCGAAUCAGAAAAUUUAAAGGUAGUUUGCAUUCCAACUUCAUUUCAAGCGAAACAAUUAAUCAUAAAACAUAACCUCACCCUAGGAGAACUCGAAACUAAUUCUGUUAUUGAUGUUACAAUUGAUGGAGCUGACGAAGUUGAUGCUAAUAUGACAUUGAUAAAAGGAGGAGGGGGCUGUUUACUACAGGAGAAAAUUGUUGCCUCAUGUUCUAAGAAACUUAUUGUUAUAGCAGAUUUUACUAAAGAUUCUCAGAAAUUAGGAGACAGAUAUAAAAAAGGAAUACCAAUUGAAGUUAUUCCUAUGGCAUAUGUGCCAAUAAAAAAUAAAAUUAUUGGAAUGUUUGGCGGUGAAAUUAAAUUACGUAGUGCAAUUGCGAAAGCAGGGCCGGUAGUAACAGAUAAUGGAAACUUUUUAUUGGACUGGAUGUUUACAAACCAAGAUAUGGAUUGGGAGAAAGUUAGCACUCAAAUUAAAAUGAUUCCUGGUGUGGUUGAAAUUGGACUGUUUGUUAAAAUGUGUCAAAAAGCAUAUUUUGGACAACCAGAAGGCACAGUUGUUGAACGCAUGGUUUAAUGUUCCUACGUAGAAAUAAAUAUUAUCUAAAUGAAUCUCUUUUUUACAAUAUAACUUUUGUACUUUUAA